AUGAGCACUGCAUCUCCCUCGGUGGCCCACGCGUUUCCAUUCGGUUCGGCCGACCCGCUGUUUGACGACGAUAUCGCCGCUACGCAACAGUCCAUACUCGAAGAGCUCCAUACAAUCAGCGAAGAAGCGCUGUCAGCCAACUCGGAUCAUUCCGAGAGUCAUAUCAACAGCCAUAUAAUAGAUCAAUCCUAUGGUGCAGAGACACAGGGCGAGCACGACGGGAUCCAUUCGGACGCCAGCUCUUCCGGACUAUCCCAGCUCUUGAUGAGCCGAUUUGCGUCUCAGCAAGGUGCACAGCUAUCCAUACCAGCGUCAUCCGAACACAACAUGGAGCACUCGCCGGCUGCUCCGCACAUCGCCGAGAGAAGCGGGUUCGAACAGGAGGCACCAAGUCCUACACCGCCCAUCAUGGCGGAUGGCUCAGAAAUCACAUCACAGACAGCAGACGAUGGUACCAAUAGCAAUGUGGUAAAGAUCACACCUCUCCAAGCUGAUAUUGAGGAGAGCGUCGUAACGCUCGAAUCGCUGCCUCAACGAUCGGACCCACAAUCUGCCACACCACUUUCGUCGAGCAUCCUGGCGCCAACUCAGACUCUCAACACCACCCCAGAGCCUCCAGAUGCCGCGCCGAGCCAGAUGGACGCCUCAUUCGAAUUGGACCAUGCCGAUUUGUUCGAUGGCAUCGAACCAGACGCCUUUGACGACAUCGAACUCAGUCCGCCUACUCGCAGACAUGUAGCUCUACCGCUGAAAGAACCCCCUCAGUCACUAGCAGGUCUAGACUCUGGCCUCGAUUCAGAUGAGUUUAUCAAUGAUGAAUCACCGCAACUGCCACCAGGUAGUCAAACAAUGUCCUUCCUUCAACCUUGUUUCGUCGGCUUUCAGACCGGCCAUGGCAAGCAAGUGAAACUGAGCGACAAAGCUCUCGAAAAGGCUCGUAAGCUUAUGAUGCAGCUCGACGACACCACAGACUUGCUCCCGCCAGCGCAAACUUCUCAAUCAUCUCUACACAAACGCAUCCACACGACGGGAUCACUCCCACAAGCGUUGCAAUCUUUUGGCAAUGCACCAAGUAUGCUGUCAACGGUCACUCGGACGCCAAUGCAGGAGAUUGUUCCAAAGCAGAGAACCGCCGCCAUCAAUGAGAGCGAAAAGUGUGCGCUCGCAGAGGAAGACAAGGUCGCUUCAGUGCAAGCUACAUCCCAGGUAACCGCCCUGCCAGCGGCGCAGGCUCCAACUACUCGCCGAAUCGAGCCUCAUCCCUUCACGACUCCGAAGCAAACACGAAAUGGUCGGCUUCCCGUCAGACAGAACCUUGCGAGUCCGAUGCGCACUCCCGCUACUGCACCCGGCUUGCGUUUCACCACGCCACAGCCUAGCAAACGUAUCUCGCUCGGCAUGUUGCCCAGGGCUGAGAUUGGAGGCAGCAGCAGCACAGGCAGCAAGCGAACGCUGCCAAGGUUUGUAACACCAUUCAAAGGAGGCAAACGUCCUCGAACCGAGGAUCUGCAAGAUCUCGCGUCGCCUCUGCGUAGGCUAGACCGCGCCCAAGCCCAGAGCUUAUCCAGAGCCUCUCCAAUCUCGCCUCGACAGUCUUUCUCAAUGCGUCAGGCGUCAUCAAACAUCUCGAAGGGGUCCGCUGUCUUUUGCAUGCAGCAUGACGGUCCUCGCCACAAGCUAGCAGCCGUUGGCAGACCAGAAUACUACUCAUCGAUGCAGAUGAUCGCCAAAGGCGUCCCAGAUGAGGUGCUGGUGGUCCUUAAGGACGCCUCUCAAGCUGCACGCUACGCUUUUGAAGGUCCAGACAGUGCUUUGCUCAUGCAGCAGCAGGCGCUUGAAGAGCUUCACGCUAGGGGCUGUUCGAAUGCAGACAUGCCUUGGGUACAGAACCAUUGGACGCUCAUCCUCUGGAAGCUGGCAGCCAUGGUUCGUCUCGAGCCGAGCAGCGCAUCUAAUCGCUGGAGCUGGAACGAGCUCAUUCGUCAGCUGCUCUACCGCUACGAGCGCGAGGUGAAUUUGGCGCAGCGCUCGUGUCUCAAGCGCAUCCAGGAGCACGAUUCUUCAGCAGCAAGGCCGAUGGUCCUCAUGGUUUCGAAGAUCCUGGAAGAGGAGAUCGAGGUGCAGAGCCCGUCCGGAGAGAUUGUCUCGCGGAUAUGCACGAUCUUGGAGCUCUCGGACGGGUGGUACCGCAUCCUGGCACAGAUCGAUUCGGUGUUGACAAACGCAUGUCAACGUGGUCGCCUGCGCAUCGGCCAGAAGCUGGCUAUUAUGGGCGCUACGCUCGACGCGCACGGCGAGGGCAAAGAGGUUCUGUCCGCAUACCGCAUGUCGAAUCUGGUGCUUACCGCCAACUCGGUCUCAUUGGCACCAUGGGAUGCCAAGCUCGGGUUCGCGUCCACGCCGUUCUGCGCCAGUCUGCGAAGUCUCACUCCAGAAGGAGGGCUGAUCUCGCUGAUGGACGUUGUGAUUACCAAAGUGUAUCCGCUUGCGUACGUCGAUGUCGACAAGUCGAAUGCAGGUGCACCUCGUGGCGAGCAAGAAGAAGCAGAGCAACGAGAAGCUUGGCUUCAGAGACGCGAAGAUGCCAUGCAACAGCUGGAGCUCGAGGCGGAGGCCGAGCUUGGGCGAUUGUACGACCUUGUAGAGGCGCUCAACGACCUGGUGGGCGAUGCAUUCCUACCCUCGAUCCCUGACGAUCCGACUGGUCGACUGGAAGCGUUUGCCAACCAGCUUUUCGAUCAGCUCCGAGCUCAACCAAAUCCAGCAUCAGCAGUCAAGGAGAGAGUGGUCACAGCAGGGCAUACGAGUCUAGUUCCAUGGCUGCAUAACCUCGCCAAGAGCGCCUUGCUCCAAGAAGACGGGAUCCGAGGUUCUAGCCUAAGCGCCGAGCUGGACAGGUUGUGUCCGCCACGCAAAGUGCGUGAGUUCCGCGUGGUGAAAUUCAGAGACGCUCGUCUACCACCACAACCACCUGCAACUUGCUUGUCGACAAAGACACAGCAGGUAGGUGGUAGUGGUGCGACGUCUAAAAGGAAAAAUGCGUACGCUCGCGCAGUACAGCUCACUGUAAGGGACGCAGCCCAGCUGGGAGACGAGCUUCGCGAAGGCAGGCGCUUCUUGGUGACGAAUUUGGUGCCCAUGUCCAAAUCAGCUUGGAGGAAACCAGAUGACCAAGCUGAAGUCUUCCUCUCUACUCGGCGAGAUACAAAGUGGCGUCCUGUGGCCUAG
Mycosarcoma maydis (corn smut) is the source of this 3228-nucleotide messenger RNA. RefSeq names its product Rad51-associated protein Brh2. NCBI's taxonomy places the organism in Eukaryota, Fungi, Basidiomycota, Ustilaginomycetes, Ustilaginales. The coding region runs from base 1 to 3228 and encodes 1075 amino acids. The transcript has a single exon. Gene Ontology annotation, biological process: double-strand break repair via homologous recombination; regulation of DNA-templated transcription. The record is from RefSeq and is a predicted model, not a curated record.